AUGGCAGAGGAAAAUCACCAAUUAAAAAUUGAUUUAAUCUCAGAUGAAAUAAGAGAAAUAGCAUAUAAGGGACAACAAGCAACAAUAUAUCAAAUUGAUGAUGAAGUUGAAGUUGCAAGUCAAGUAUUAGGCUUCAUAGGUUCUUACUUACAUGCAACUAUUCUUUACCCCGUUGGCGCUUUACAUUACAAAGUCCAAUACAAGACUCUUGUGACUGAUGAUGAAACCGCGCCAUUAAAGGAGACUGUACGUGUCUCUGAGGUCCGUCCUGUUCCACCUACUCUUCCAUCUGAAGCAAGGUCAAUGGUAACCUAUGAUAUUGUAGAUGUGUAUGACAAAGAGGCCUGGUGGUUUGGGGUCAUUACUGGGGAAGAUGAAGAAAAUUACCAUGUCUAUUUUCCUACUACUGGGGAGCACGUUGCGUAUUCUACUGAUAAGUUGAGGUUUCAUCAAGAAUGGUCUAAUGGACAAUGGAUAUUUCCUUCAUUAGGAAGGAUUGAUUUUUUAUAG
Molecule: messenger RNA, 510 nt
Organism: Solanum stenotomum
Lineage: Eukaryota; Viridiplantae; Streptophyta; Magnoliopsida; Solanales; Solanaceae
Product: protein AGENET DOMAIN (AGD)-CONTAINING P1-like
Exons: 1
Coding region: 1-510 (169 amino acids)
Source: RefSeq, a predicted model, not a curated record